AUGAGUCGCCAACCCUUCGACGUGCCCGUCAACUGGCCGGCCGACAACAAAGUCAACUGGCCUGGCAAGGACAGUGACUUUUAUAGAAAGACCGGCAUUCACAUGUACCAUAUCUCUAAGGACGAUUACAAUCCGUUCUACACAUACGAGGUCGAGAUCCGCGCGGAUUGGCCUUUCACAUAUACAUUCUACGACGAGACGGGCGACAGCUACUCGGUGUCGAUUUGGAUGGUAGGGAUGAAUCAGGACCACUCCGUCAAAUUCAAUUCAGAUCGUCCUACCAUCGUACGCGUCACAGGGAGCUAA
This is a messenger RNA of Fusarium venenatum, 306 nucleotides long. RefSeq lists its product as uncharacterized. NCBI's taxonomy places the organism in Eukaryota, Fungi, Ascomycota, Sordariomycetes, Hypocreales, Nectriaceae. The record is from RefSeq and is a predicted model, not a curated record.